AUGAACGCGCCAUUACCGCCGGAUCCAUAUCAGGCCCUUGGUGUAGAGUCGUCCGCAGAUGCCGCCGUCAUAAAGACUGCAUAUCGGAAGCUGGUGCUGAAAUGCCAUCCCGAUAAAUUCCCGGACCCCACACUCAAGGCACAGAAGCAGGAAGAGUUCCAGAGAGUGCAGCAGGCUUAUGAGAUCGUCGGUGACGAAGACAGGAGGCGGGAUUACGAUCUCGAGCUCAAAGCCAAGAAGCUCAAGGAGGAGCUGGCCAAGAGGGGCGCUGCUCCGAAUACGCCAGCCCAGAGUCGUUAUGUCAACGUCAACAUUCGCACCGCGGAACCACCACCCGGGUGGUCACCGUCGAAACAUUCGACAUCAAAAUCAAGUUCUUACAAGCAGCCUUAUUCGAGGGAGUUUGCUCAAUCAUGGGAGCAUGAGAUCCCAACACGGUCCAAAGUCUACCAUGACGAUGAACGCCGUGCCCGUCGGACUGCGAGCUACGAGAAGCCAAAGCGUGAGGAUUCUAGGGAGCGAAGGAGGCGCAUGGAUGAAGAACGCGAACGGGAGAAACGGAGAGACGACGAAGAACUCCGGAAAGAGAUCAAACGGCAACAAAAAAUGACGAAAGAAAGGGAGCAACGAGAUCGGGAACUGCGAGAGCGAGAGCGAGAGAGGGAGCUGCGCAAACUUGAGAGGAAGCAACGUGAGGACAAAGAGGCAAGAUUGAAGGCCGACAAGCAAGAGAAGAAGAUGCGAGAGAGAGAACGUGAAAGAGAGCGCGAAAGAGAGCGGGAGAUGCGACGAAAGCAGGACGCCGAUGAUAAGGCACGAGCAGCCAAGUCAAAGCCAUAUGUCGAGCACUCAGCCUUCAGCGAGGAUGAAGAUGACGUUCGGAGAAGUCGAGCCAAGAAAUCAUCCUCGCCGAAGAAGCAGUCGGACAGCCCGAGCCGAGAUAAAUCGUCCACGAAGCAACGAGACCGAUCAAAUCCUCGGGAUGAAGCCCAACACGAUGAAAAGUACCGUUCGACGCUGGCGUUUGCGGCUUCGUAUGUGCAGCAGAUGAAGAACAAAGCCAGCAAGUCUUCGCGUGGACACUCUGCAGAGGUGCCUGCGUACUCUGCCGCCUACCCAGACCCCAAUGAAAAGUGGGCGCCUUCGAAGCGGCGAGCGUCUGGUGAGGGAAAGCAUGCUAAGGAUGAGCCCAUCGUCGUCGAUGUGCCCGAUCCAAGCAAAGCUCACCCUGAUAUGGCCUCAGCAUCACCAACCACACAACAGGCGCCGCCACGGUUGCAGAAGUCGCAUACUAUGCCGCCUGGCUAUGUGCCUCAAUCGCAGACAGCGGCCGCUGUGCCGCCUCGGGUGCCCCUGGGCCGAUCGUACACGAUGCAGCCCGAGCAUGAGUACACCAGCCGGCCUUCGGCUGAAAAGCAUAGGCAGACCAGGAGAAGAACCUCUUUCGACGAUGAUGACUACUUCGGUGACCGAUAUGCACCAGCCAUGCCGAAGGUCCAGACAUACCAUGUCAGUAGCAGAGGCGACAAGGGUAUACCCAGGAUCAUCGACACCAAAUACAAGGACCCGUACGCCCCUGCGCCGGGUGUCUCGUUUGCGAAGGUCAAGACGGCUCCGUCGUAUUCACCUGAGCAAGUGGCGACCUCAAGACGCUACGAUGAGGACGACGUGAUGACCUCAGAAUACAACUACACCCCGCAACCUACUUACAUGGAACACCUCAGAACAGCCAAGGUCUCGUCGUAG
Molecule: messenger RNA, 1746 nt
Organism: Diaporthe amygdali
Lineage: Eukaryota; Fungi; Ascomycota; Sordariomycetes; Diaporthales; Diaporthaceae
Exons: 1
Coding region: 1-1746 (581 amino acids)
Biological process (GO): protein refolding
Cellular component (GO): cytoplasm
Source: RefSeq, a predicted model, not a curated record